GAAAAAAUGAACUUUUAGGACAAGAGUUUCAACUUAAUUGGGCGUGGAUAUCUCUGGAGUACGACUCUUACGAAAUCAACGAGACGGAGAAAUACUUGAAUAUCAAACUUUCCAGGAGAGGUUAUUUAGGAGAGACGUCUUUCGUUAGUGUGAAGACGAAAAACGUCACAGCCAAAGAAGGCGAAGAUUUCGGCAAACAUUACGCCAAACAAGUCCAAUUUAGCCCCGGGCAGACGGAGGCUUAUUGGAGACUUCGAAUUCUUAACGACAGUUUAUUUGAAGACAGUGAAGAGUUCGAGAUCUUAUUACAGGAACCUGUGAUGGCGGCCAUAGAAUAUCCUGAUAAGGCUACAGUUACGAUCCUGGAUAAAGAGGACGGUGAGGAAUCGAAUUUAAAAUUUUCUACUAAAAUUUCCUACACAUGUACUCAGUUAUAA
Limulus polyphemus (Atlantic horseshoe crab) is the source of this 437-nucleotide messenger RNA. RefSeq names its product extracellular matrix protein 3-like. Gene Ontology annotation, cellular component: membrane. The annotation marks the transcript as partial. Gene Ontology annotation, biological process: cell communication. The record is from RefSeq and is a predicted model, not a curated record. The transcript is spliced from 2 exons. Lineage: Eukaryota; Metazoa; Arthropoda; Merostomata; Xiphosura; Limulidae.